This is a messenger RNA of Lytechinus pictus (painted urchin), 6629 nucleotides long. RefSeq names its product sorting nexin-13-like. The transcript is spliced from 21 exons. Gene Ontology annotation, molecular function: phosphatidylinositol binding. The record is from RefSeq and is a predicted model, not a curated record. Gene Ontology annotation, biological process: positive regulation of GTPase activity. Gene Ontology annotation, cellular component: early endosome. NCBI's taxonomy places the organism in Eukaryota, Metazoa, Echinodermata, Echinoidea, Temnopleuroida, Toxopneustidae. The coding region runs from base 230 to 2941 and encodes 903 amino acids.
CAAGGUGGGCGUUGGCUGGAUAGUGCUAGGCCUUGCCCUCUUCCUCACAACGUUUGGACUUGGCUACCCUCUGGUUCUCCUUACAUCCUUCCUAGCUUUUGCUGUUGGGGGCUUAUGGAUCGUGUACAGAGGACCGGGGGCUUUGGACUCGACAGCCAUCUUGAAUUCAAUCAGCUCAGCUACCCAGCUUCGUGAAGAGAGUAUCGGAGCAAGACAGAUUGUUGGUGAGAUGCAAGUUAAGCCAAGGCGGUAUAAAAGUGACAAGAGACUUACUGGAGCUAGUAUCAUCGAUGAUCAACUUCAAGAGGUUGUGUUGCUAACUCUGCGUGACUACGUCCAUCCUUGGUAUCAUAAACUUAGCAACGACGAUCAGUUCACUCACGAAAUACGACAAGUCAUCCAGAACGCCAUCAUAUCGGUUGCUACAAAAUCUAAAGAUGUGGAUUGGCUGACCUACUUUACCAGGAAGUUAGUGGAUGAUGUCGCCUCUCACGUCAGACUAUUCAGGAAUUCUCAGGAUAAACUCAGGGCCAUCAUCAGAUCAGAAGAAUCAAUGGCGCCUCCACCUGACCUGGAGUCCAUUUUCUUUGAUCUGGAGAUUGAAAUGGAGAAUGGGAUCUGCCGAGAUCUUGUUUGCACAUCGGAAGAAAAAGAAGCGGAAUAUCUUCGAGCUAUAUCUGAAAUCUUAUUAUUCCUGCUGAUUCCGGAUCGUGAGUUCCACAGCAAGCCGUUUUGCUUUGCGCUUCGGGAAGUGAUAGCCAAUGGAAUGAUCAAGUCGAUGAUAGAGCAGCUUACGGAUCCGGAUUAUAUUAACCAAACCAUUAUAUGGAUCUGCAAAGACAGUACUUUUACAACAGAAGCCUUUCUACUUACGAUAAAGACUGCUGCAAACAUUGACGAGCUGGAGGCCAUGAUUGGCAUUGUCGACCAUGAGAUAUACAAGCAACGAUCUCGAGACACAAAUAGACUCAUGAAAGAUGAAGGUGUAGAUGCCAAGACGCAACUGAAGAGUUUACAAUUCUUGAGACAGAUGUGUUCAGAUACAAUCAACAGGAUUCUCUCUGGUGAAGAUUUAGAUGCAGCAGAUGAGGUGGACGAUGAAGAUCAGACGUUAGAUCCCAAGACUCUCUACUCGUUACCUCUCAACAUUGUACUGGUCAACAGCAUAGCACUUUCCUACUUCAUAGAUUUCAUGAGAAAAGAGAACUGCCAAUCCUACGUCUUCUUCUGGCACACGGUGGAGGGAUACCGGGUGAUGGCCGAACAGCAACUCUCCGCCGUCCAGCUGUCCAAAGUCCAACCUGCCGAUGGUGCACCUCAGAAGGAAUCGGACGUCAUGGAGAUGCUUCGAGCCGCAGCCCUAAACAUCUUUACAGAGUACCUUGCAGAAGAUGCAACCAACCGAGUGAAACUAGAAGGUCAGCUGGUCAAGAGAACACACCAAAGAAUACAAAAACAAUCCUCACUGGAUACUGUCUUUGAUGAGGCUCAGAAAAGGGUGUUUAGUAUAUUAGAAGAGGAUCGUUUCUUGCCUGCCUUUAAGCAGAGUCCCAGCUAUGUGAAGUGUCUGGCUGAACUCGACCUUCUGAAAGACGACGAUUCUAAUCGUUUAGGAGAUGACGCUUCCGUCCAGCUUGAUUCAUCGCCCGACAACAGUACUGUGGCUUCUUCUGAAGACCUAUCGUCUUUAGGUAGCCAGGGAUCGAUAGAGCAUCUGAAUGAUCUUGAGAGUCCUGGUCACAUAGACAACAGCAAACCAUGCAUCAUUGCAUACAUCACUCAUGCAAGUAUCGUCAAGGAGAAAGGCAAAUCCUACGCUGUCUACGCAAUCCACGUCACAAGGACCGACAGCCAGGGUGUGACGGAGAUCUGGGAUGUCUUCAGGCGAUACAGUGACUUCCAUGACCUUCACAUGUGCCUCGUGGAAAAAUAUGAGUCGCUUCGGACCCUACUCCUGCCGGGGAAACGUGCUUUCAAGAACACCAACAAGAGCUUCUUAGAAAAGAGGGCUAGGUCGCUCACGCAAUAUCUUCAGACUCUUUUAAAUCAAGAUGUUCUGACCAGCAAUCCUGGUCUGCAGAGCAUUAUCUGCAACUUUCUGGAACCUGGUGUCUAUCAUCGAGGCAAAGGUCUUCUGGCAAGACGGAUGGACCAUUUUGUCAACCCUUUGAAGACUGGCGUUCGUAACGUGGCCCACACAGUCAAAUCCGUCCCAGGCAACCUUGUUGAUGGUGUUGCCAUGGUUUCAGAUAAGAUGUCUGAUACCGUGAAUAAAGUUUUUAAGCCUCCGAAGCAAUUGCAAGAUAUCGGGAGGGUGUCUUCUGUAAUCAGUUCUUCGGAUGAUGACAACAUUCCAUUGCGGGUCAUGCUGCUGCUGGUCGACGAAGUCUUUGACCUGAAGAACCGUGAUCAGUGGUUACGUCGACAGGUCGUCACUCUUCUACGGCAGAUCAUCAAGGCAGCAUUUGGCACCAAGAUAAACUCCAGGAUCAUCGAAGGGGUGGAGACUAUCACUUCGCCAGCUCAUGUAGCCGAACUUGUGAAACGUUUGAAGGAGUCUUUCUGGCCUGGUGGUGUGCUAGCAGAGGUGCCUGAACCUAGAGAUGAAGCUACGAAACUCAGGACAAGGGUUGCUGCAAAGGCUGAAUUAUUCGGCAGUGUGCCAGAUGAUUUGAAGAACUUUAUCGGCUCUGAGACGACGCGACGCGGGAUGUUGAGGACCUUCAACAUGCUCCAGAACCAGACGCUCAACAAACGACUCUUCUACGUGUUCCUCGAGAACCUCCUCCUCACCCUCUUCCCUGAGAACAAGUUUGGCGAGAUCUUCCACAAGCUCCACUCGCAGUCGCCAAGAAUACGAGUCCGCAAGGAGAAGAUGCAUGAACAACAGAGGGCGGCACAGCAGCAAGAGAUGCGCAGCAGGCGAAGAGACGUCAGGUGACACACGGCGAAUGCUGCAAGAAUCGACCAUCUGAUUUCUGUAGCUUGACUUUCAAACGUGUGAGGCUGGAAGAUGUAAGGUGUUACCGAAGCCCACUUUAAUGAUGCGGUCCCAAGGUCUAAUUCCUAGCCAUUCUGUAGAAUUGCUUGGUUUCACUGGGAAAUCAGAGUGCCGAUCUUGCGAUCAGGUUUAAGACCACACCCUCAAAUUGUGUUGGGGGUUUUGAUUGGUUUCUUAUCCUCAGGAAUCUGAUCCAAAUAAUACAGACAAUCUGUUUGAGGGUUCACAACAUACUCUCUGCUUUAAUUUUGUGGACAGCCCAGUUAUUAACCACACAUUGUAUGGGAUGUCCAUGAACUUGGGACUUAUAAUGUCUUGUGAUACAAGGUCCACAUUCUUUCAAGAUCUUUUCUCUGCACAUUGAUCUGUUUGGGCAUUGUCCAUAUCUCAAAGCCAAAGACACUUAUUGAUUAUCUUCUUCACCAAAUGUGAUGAUUUGUAAUUGCAGAAUAAUAUCAUGACAUAUUAUUACCAUCACAUGUUUGUUUUUAACUUGUUGCAUAUGAAUAGAAAACAGCAAAAGCUAUACCUCACUCACACGAUAGCAACAGAUUACAGAUUGAACCAAAGCAUAGAGUGGAAGAUAUUUGAUCAUAUUAAUGCUUCAAAAGUCAUUCACAGAACAUCAAUCAGUCCCCCCCCCCACAUAAAAUCUGUAAAAUGAUUUUAAUAAAAAUUAUUAGCAGAUUGAGCACUUCAAUAAUUUGCAUUAUUAUUAUGAAAAAUAUGGAGGGAGCGGAAUCGGUAAUUCUCAUAUUUUCUUUGCUUGUGUAUAUUGAACCAAAUUAGAGUAACUCCAUUCUUGACAAUAAUGAUGAUAUUCUGAAAAUUGGUAAAGUCCAACCUCUCUUAUCCGGCCUCCCCUUAUCUGGACGCACACUUGCUGAUAAUUUUUUUUUUCAAUCUAGUACGUGGGGAAAUGAUAUUUCAAUCUAAAAUGAAAAUUCCUAUGCAAACUUACUUUGAUUACAUAUAUUUUCCAAUAUAGUCUACCUACAACCACAUUAUUUUUUAUGAAAAUAUCUCUCACCCAAAUCACCAAAAGAACUUACACAGUAUAAUUUUCCAGUAAAUCAGGGCACAGCGCAACCAAUUUAUCACAUUCUCUUUUUUUAUUUCGGGGAAAAAAACAUGUCUCGUGCGCUCAGGCCUCGUCUUGCAUUACGGACAGCGUCAUCUAUCAUGUUUGAGCCUACAGUUAGUAUAACAAUGGCUGACUUUGCGAAGCAGCGAUGAUCCAAUUUUUCAAAGUCAGUUUCAUUGAGUCAUUCUUGUUCUUUUGAGGUUUGCUCGAUGUUUUCCUCAGUCAUUUCAGCAGGUAAAUUAUCCAAGAGUUUUGGCAACAAAUCGAUUUCAUUUCCGUAAAAAAACGCUUAUGACUUGCACCGACAGCAGGGAAAUACUGUCUGUGUGCGCCCACUACAAUAGAUUACGUGUAGCUACCAUUGGGGAGGCAGCAGCGUGUAUGUAAUAUUGGGUCUUCCAGGUCCAGAUAAAUCCCUUAUCCGCAUUGGUGCUGGUCCCAACGUGUCCGGAUAAGAGAGGUCUGACUGUACACAUAUCGAUGUAUCUAGCUGUCGGAGGAGCAUUUGCACAGCUGCUUUCAAGUGCAAAAGCCUUACAAAAAUUUCUCAUAUCAGAAUGAAGUUGUUUAAGGUUCGGCCAUGUUAUUGAGGUAUGAAGUAUAAAGAAGAUUGUAAUAUCCUGCAUUUCCCAAUGUUGCAAAGUUUCUUUCACCAACACAAGCUUUUUAACAACUUCAGAAGUUGGAUUUUUUAACGCUUUGAGGCAUGACUCAGUUCUCGUAAAGCGUCGCCUUUCAUUAUCAGGAUGAUUUUUCUGCCAUGUUGCGGGUGUGUGAAAAAUGUGUGCGUGUAAAGUGGGAGUGUGUGAAAUUAUUUGUGCAUGUGGGGGUGGGGGUGGGUGAGUGUGUGCAAAUGAGAAGGUGUCGAUUGAUUCUUUCAAGAUGAUAAUGCAUUCUAUAGUUUCUUCUCCCACAUCCUACAUUUAACAGAUACCUAACAGGGACCUGUAUAUGAAGUCCACCCUAUGGACACUUGUGGUCUUAAUGAGAAGGUGGAUAUGUUUCAUUAUGAAAAAAAACCUUCUUCCUAUGUCAGUGCAUAAGUCAUAGUUUGUCAGGCAUGCUUGAAGCUCUCGAGUUAGAAAUUACCAUUAAAAAAACCCAGAACCCACACUGUAUCGGUCUAUAUCUAUUACAUGCAGACUUGUGGAAUCUUAAGCAGAUAUCACCAUAAUUGUCUUUAAAGGAGAAUGAAACUCUUGGAGCAAGUUAGCUUUUGUGAAAGCAGAAAAAUCAAAGAAUAAGAUCAACAAAAGUUUGAGUAAAAUAGGACUAGCAAUAGAAGAGUUAUGAGCAUUUGAAUGUCGAGAUCACUAAUGCUAUGGAGAUCCUCUCAUUGGCAAUGCGACCAAGAUCUAUGAUGUCACAGAUGAACAACUCUCCCCUUUUGGACACUGAAAAUAUACCCCAAAACAUCUCUGUUUGCUCAUUCUAAUCAUAUGACAAACGAUUCAUCAAUGAUAUAAUGUUGUGAAACCUCUGUACUUGUCCUCUCAUAAAGAGAACACCUCACCUUAAUUGUGAUAGACUCUAUAAAAGUGAGAAUAUAAGUGAAAUAAGUACUAAAGUAAUGAGGAAGUUGUACGUGUGUGACAUCACAGAUCUUGGUCGCAUUGCCAAUGGGAGGAUCUACAUGGCAUUAGGGAUCUCAAUAUUCAAAUGCUCAUAACUUUCUUAUUAUUCAUUCAAUCUUCCUCAAACUUUCAACAAUAUGUUUCUUUGAUUUUUCUCUUUGAUAUGGAUUCAGCUGGUUUCAAGGGUUUCAUUCUCCUUUAAGUUGAACUCGCAAUUUACUGCUGUCAAGCAAGCUGUGUGUACAUGCAUCAUUUAUAUGUAUUGUAUUUUUCUGGUACUCAUAAUAAUAUGGGAGUCCAAGAUAUAUCAACUCGAGUUGAUAUACUUCAUACAUAUCCCAGAAACCCUAAUAAAAUAGAGUGAUGUUCUGUUUUUUUUUUGCUCUGGCAGAUUUUGUGGUGGAUUUUGAUGAGGCAUUUUCUUUUCUUUUUUGUCAACGUCCGUGAACAAGUCUUUGUGGAUUGUUAAUUAUUGGAUGGAACUUUGUUAAUUAUUGGAUCAAUGUGCAAUCAAGUGAAUCAUUGAAAUAUACUCAUGUGAUUCUUUCAAUUCUGCUGCUGUUAAUAUGAUAUCUGAUGACUGAUGGUGAUGUUGACCGUUGACGGGAAUAUUGAACUCUUUCAAUUAUAUAAAGCCAGUCUGGAGAUGUAUGUGGCACCGCUCAAUCAAAUUUUGGUAGCCUAAUUGCCGGUAGAAGUCCACAAUAUCCAAAUAAUGUUAAGUUAUUAAAGGAGAAAACGCUAUAGGCUUGUAAGUCUCAAUGUGAAAUUGAAAUGUUGUUUGUCUGCUAGCUUGUACAUGUAAGUUAUAUUUGAAUUAUAUGAUUUGACUACUGAAAUGUUGAAGUUAAGCACAUGAUUACAAUGCAAGUUUAUUUUGAUUUAUAUGCACCUUAUGAAUUAUCUUAGUACACUUUGAAUGAUAAUAUGCAGAUAUAUUCCAUUUUGUUGAAACCAAGUAAGCCACUCU